AUUUAUCGGCGCGAUGCGUACGUGAAGCAUGCCAACAUCAUUCUCAAAACCCGUCACGUUAAAUCUAAAGUAGUGUAGCUAAAUCACAAGUUUAUCCGUUCGCAAAAUUGUUGAUGCAGGAGUUUGACUUCUGCGACGCCUUAGGUAUGUGGGUUCUCAUUAUUCCAUGUUUGCCGUCUAUGCACACCUGGCCAUGUGAACGAAGUCUGCCCCAAGCGCCGCAGGCACACGAAUAUCGAACCUUGGGCUUAUCUGAUCUCGAUAUUGCAAUAUCUGACUAGCCAGUUCAAAUGUCUGAUCCUCGCAAGAUGGGCACGAGGAUGUCGUCCAUCAUAGAUGAAAUGCCUGGCGACUACACAUAUCAGUCGAGCGGAGGUGCUGUUAACGGACGCGUGUCGGGUACCACACCAGUCAGAGACAUGUCUCAGGAGGUCACUCUGGAUCGGCUGGGCCAGCGGCCCUUCCAAACCGCCUCUGGCGAAGCCAUGUGCUCGAGCAUGGUGCGCGGCAUUGACCACCUGCGGGACCCACGGCUCAACAAGGGCAUGGCGUUCACUCUGGAGGAGCGACAGCGGCUCGGCAUCCACGGCCUGCUGCCGCCGCGCUUCAAGACCCAGGAGCAGCAGGUGGCUCUCUGUAUGCGUAACGUGGCGCGGUACGACGAGAACCUCAACAAGUACAUCUACCUGAUGGGACUGCAGGACCGCAACGAGCGCCUGUUCUACCGUCUGCUCGCGGAGAACGUCGAGCAGAUGAUGCCGCUCGUGUACACGCCGACCGUCGGGCUGGCCUGCCAGAAGUUCGGCCUCAUCUACCGGCGCGACCGCGGCCUCUUCAUCAGCAUACACGACAAGGGACACAUUUACGAAAUCCUCAAAAACUGGCCGGAGCAGGACGUCCGGGCCAUCGUGGUGACGGACGGAGAGCGAAUCCUCGGCCUGGGAGACCUGGGUGCCCAGGGCAUGGGCAUCCCGGUGGGGAAGCUGUCGCUGUACACCGCACUGGCCGGCAUUAAACCCAGCCAGUGUCUGCCCAUCACGCUGGACGUGGGCACCAACAACCAGAGUCUUCUGGAUGACGAGGAUUACAUCGGGCUGCGGCACAAGCGUGUCACCGGAGCCGAGUACGACGACUUCAUCGACGAGUUCAUGCAGGCCGUGGUGAAACGCUACGGCCAGAACACGCUGAUCCAGUUUGAGGACUUCGGCAACCACAACGCGUUCCGUUUCCUGGAGAAGUACCGCAACAAGUACUGCACGUUCAACGACGACAUCCAGGGCACGGCGUCGGUGGCUGUCGGCGGCAUGCUGGCCGCCAUGAGGAAGCUCAAGACGAAGCUGUCUGAACACACCUUCCUCUUCCUCGGAGCCGGAGAGGCGGCUCUGGGUAUCGCCGGCCUCUGCGUCAUGGCCAUGAUGAAGGAAGGACUUUCCUCUGAGGAGGCGCACAAGAGGAUCUUCAUGAUCGACUCGCGUGGUCUGAUCGUCAAGAACCGGCCUGCCGGCGGCGUGGUGGGCCACAAGGUCGAGUUCGCGCAGGACAUGCCGCCCAUGAAGGAGAUCGCAGAGGUGGUUGACAGGGUGCGGCCCACCGCCCUCAUCGGCGCCGCCGCCCAGUCCGGUGCGUUCACACCCGAAAUUCUGAAGAAGAUGGGCGAAAUCAACAAGGAGCCCAUCAUCUUUGCGUUGAGCAAUCCGACCAGCAAGGCCGAGUGUACGGCGCAGCAGGCGUACGAGGCGACAGAGGGCCGCGCCAUUUUCGCCUCGGGUUCUCCGUUUGACCCUGUGACGAUCAACGGCAAGACGCUGUACCCUGGCCAGGGUAACAACGCCUACAUCUUCCCUGGCGUCUCGCUGGGAGUCAUCUGUACGGGCAUGCACCACAUCAGCGAGGAGGUGUUCCUCUACAGCGCAGAGGCACUGUCUGAGAUGGUGACGGACGAGGAUCUGGCCCAGGGUCGGCUCUACCCCCCGCUCAGCUCCAUCCAGGAGGUCUCCAUCAAGAUCGCUGUCCAGUUGGCGGAGCACGCCUACAAAACCGGCACCGCCUCCACCUACCCUCGUCCGACCGAUGUGGAGGCGUUUGUGCGCGCUCAGCUGUACGACCCGCGCUACGGCAGCGCCAUACCUCAGGCGUACUCGUGGCCGUCUAACCUGUAGGAUCGGCCGUUCGCGAGGCAUUGCGUCCCUGUAUCCGGAGCCCAAGGACAAGGCGGCCUUCAUUCGGGCCCAGCUGUACGACUACCACUACACGAGUCCGCUGUGUGCCACCUGGGAGUGGCGGAGCCCCGAGAACCACAACGGGGCCAUGUGAGCUCACCGUGCUGCCAUCUGACGAACAAAACGACAACUGUAACCUGACGGUGCGGCCGCCGAGCGGCAGCACACGGCGCCCGUGGGGACUGUGUUCCUGAACCGAAAUGAGAUUUGGUGUUGAAUGAUGGUGAGAUCAGUGAGGCAAUUGAUGGGUGUAGAGAGAGAAGCGAGCAGUGCUGAAUGGGAGAUUUUUGGCAACAGCCGACGCUGGUUACUGGUAAUGGUGGGACGUGUCAAUGUUUACUGGAGCCAUAGGAUGGAAUAUAUUUUACCGUCACCAUCCGUCACCUUCACGACGGUCAAAGCGUUACGAUCAUGCCCUUUUUGAAGCUCGUUUAAGAGUGAUCUUUCAACUGAGACGGAUUUCUCCUUUUACUUUAUCUUAAUUUAAGUUGGUUGAAGGUGUAUUUUUAAAAUUGUACUCAAUAUAUUAUCGUAAGCGCGUCCCUUCGUAGUGGUGGCAUGUAUGUUUUGCUCGAGCUACGAUUAUAGCAUAUUAUCGUGGUGUUAACUGACUGAAAUGUAAAUUUGUUGGUUGGACAUGAUGAGCAAUACAUGAGAUAUGAGUC
Molecule: messenger RNA, 2884 nt
Organism: Amphibalanus amphitrite
Lineage: Eukaryota; Metazoa; Arthropoda; Thecostraca; Balanomorpha; Balanidae
Product: NADP-dependent malic enzyme-like
Exons: 13
Coding region: 291-2159 (622 amino acids)
Biological process (GO): pyruvate metabolic process; malate metabolic process
Cellular component (GO): mitochondrion
Molecular function (GO): malate dehydrogenase (decarboxylating) (NADP+) activity; NAD binding; malate dehydrogenase (decarboxylating) (NAD+) activity
Source: RefSeq, a predicted model, not a curated record